Ruditapes philippinarum (Manila clam) is the source of this 725-nucleotide messenger RNA. RefSeq lists its product as uncharacterized. The record is from RefSeq and is a predicted model, not a curated record. The transcript has a single exon. Lineage: Eukaryota; Metazoa; Mollusca; Bivalvia; Venerida; Veneridae. Bases 69 to 725 code for a protein of 218 amino acids.
UGUUAUUGUUUUAAUGCAUGUGAAAUACAUGUAAAGUAAAAAAAUAAACAGAGACAUUGGCCAUCAAUAUGGCAACGAGUACGACAGAUGACAUGCCAACCGUCUUGGAUACCAUUGAUAGUCACUUAACCAAAUCGUGCCAGUACCCAAUUCCAGUACUGGAAAACACAGUCAAUAUGGAUAAUUUACAAGUACCAAGAAAACGUGUCACGUCUUUUAAAAUAUUAAAUGAAGAUGACUUGGAUAUAUAUCUACAUGAAGACAUCAGACCAAGAACGCGUAGUAUGCCUACAAGAGGCACCAUUAAAAGGCCCGACACACUGCAAAGAGCACUCUUUAGGUUGAGAAAGGACGCUGAUGAUGACACUUAUAAAGUAAGGUCUUUUGAAAUUAGUUCAAAGGGGAUAAUAACAAAGCGGAUGGAUUCCCAAAGGUCAAGGAGUACAAAUAGUCUUGACUGUUCACGGGUUGACUUUUAUUCCCUCCUUUCUCCCAGAACCAGUACAAUCUCACAGGAGGACAUAAGUAUUCUCUGGUCAGCGUUACAUCCAACCAGGAUCAUGGUUCUUGGGCAACCCGGCGUUGGAAAAACUGGACUUACACAACAAUUUAUGACGUUGGAAUAUUUGGGAGGGUUUAACACCAGCGUUGGUGAGUCAUCAAACAUACUUUUAUUUGUAUAUUGUAAUUGCAUCGGUCUUCUUGUUAGCAAGAUAAAUCCAUAG